Molecule: messenger RNA, 837 nt
Organism: Knipowitschia caucasica
Lineage: Eukaryota; Metazoa; Chordata; Actinopteri; Gobiiformes; Gobiidae
Source: the annotation of a GenBank genome assembly
AUGGGUGACGCAGCCUGUGGUGAAGGCCUCUCCAACACUGAAGCUCUCUUCUUCUGUGUCUCAGGAUCCUCCACAAACUUCAGUCUGGACCUGGUCCCAGAUCACGGGGACACUACAGGCAGAUCCUCUGUACCUGUGUGCUGCAGCACGGGGACACUACAGGCAGAUCCUCUGUACUUGUGUGCUGUAGCACAGGGACACUACAGGCAGAUCCUCUGUACCUGUGUGCUGCAGCACAGGGACACUACAGGCAAAGAAGAUCUGGACCAGUUUGAGCUGAGCAGAUACUGUGCUUCAGAGGAGGCUCUCCUGAGGCUGCUGCCAGUGGUCAAGGCCUCCACCAAAGCUCUACUGAGCUGCUGUGAGCUGUCAGACAGAAGCUGUGGAGCUCUGGCCUCAGUCCUCAGCUCCCAGUCCUCUAGUCUGAGAGUCCUGGACCUGAGUCACAACGACUUGAAGGACUCAGGGCUGAAGCUGUUGUCUGAUGGACUGAAGAGUCCUCACUGUAAACUGGAGACGCUCAGACUGGAGCAUUCUGGAGGUCAGAGGUUAACUCCAGGACCCAGAAAGUAUCUCUGUGAUCUCACUCUGGAUCCAAACUCCGCUCACACAAACCUCAAACUGUCUGACAACAACAAGAAGUCCUGGUCCUCCUCCUCUGGGACAGUGGGAGUCUUUGUGGACUGUCCUGCUGGGUCUCUGUCCUUCUACACAGUCUCCUCUGAGAGACUGAUCCACCUCCACACCUUCAGCUCCACCUUCUCUCAGUCUCUGGUCCCUGGGUUUAGGCUCCGGACUGAAGGCUCCUCAGUGUCUCUGUGUCCUGGGUCUGAGUGA